AUGUGCUUUACCUGGCUCUUCCUUCUUCCCAGAGUUUGGGCGGCUUGGCAUUCACUGGAAGUUUUCUUCCUCUUCUCCAUGGUGCAUGUGGUUACUAGAGAUGAGCAAUUGGUGUGGAGCAUUCACACUAACCCUGUAGGGAGGGUCGGAUUGUUACGUACACAGGAUGAUGAAUAUCAGACUCAAGCCAGUGAUAAAGUUGGACCAGCUCCAUCAAUAGGCUUCAACUUCAACCCUGAGAAACCUGUUACUGGUGACACUACCAAACAUGCUCCGAGUCCAACAUUUAUACAGAUUAUUUACCAUCCUCAAAGUGGUAGCAAGGAACCAGUAACAAUUCUGCUUAACACAAGUAUCUCUUCAGCUCAUCAACACAGCCCUCAAACUGAACAUGAAUCCACUUUGGCCAUCAAACCAUGGGUGCUAUUCCACACGCGUUCUGACUUUGAAUAUGCAGAAACAGCAAUUAAAGGAUUACUGGGUAAAGAGAUAGUAAACACACAACUUCAUGGGGUACAUAAUGGAUGGGCAGAGAGUACUAACAUAACAUUCCAGAAUUAUCCAGACAUGGAGCAAACAUUACAAGUAGCACGCACACACUAUGUCCAGUUCCAAGAAGGUAGUGUUUCUGCAAAUUAUCUAGGGGAAAUGUUCAACUUCAACUUCAAGUACCGUGAUCCAUGGAAGAUUUAUUGCAACUGGAUCACAGACAAAACGCUGGCGCCUCUCAUCUAUUGGUACCCCUACCAUAAAUACCACUGUCAGCAAAACGGUAGGAUAGUUUUGAAGGAACACAUAUACAAUGAAUUUAAUUUGGCCAGUAUAUGGUGGCAUAUACAGGUUUCUUUUCCACAAGAUGAAAAUCCGCCGCAUUGUUUCCUACCAAUAUCACUUUGGCUUGACAAAAGAAAUAUCGCGAAGCAGGUCAAGAAGCACCCUAUUAUCAUUUGUCCACUAUUUCUACCACACAAGGUGAGGAACGCGUCAGGAAAUGGAGAGGGUGUUCUGGUAGGCUACAUGCCUAUUCCUCAAGAUCCGGCCAAUCCAUCUGAUAGAAAUGCACCUGAGACUGUCUAA
Molecule: messenger RNA, 1077 nt
Organism: Serpula lacrymans var. lacrymans S7.9
Lineage: Eukaryota; Fungi; Basidiomycota; Agaricomycetes; Boletales; Serpulaceae
Exons: 7
Coding region: 1-1077 (358 amino acids)
Source: RefSeq, a predicted model, not a curated record